UGGGUGGCAGUAGAGGGGACUUAUUUUUAUUUCGGGACGAUUCGGUUUGACAGCUCGCCAGCAGGAGGUGAAUAAGCAAGAGCGGCUGGCAACCCAUUCCCAGUCAUCUUUCCUCGCCGUCCAGGGCACUCCAACUCGCCAUGGCUCAGUGUCUGCAGUCCGUGCAGGAGUUUAUUCAAGAUUCUUUCGUACCCAUGGUGGCUGUCUUGUGCAGCGAAGAUGCGGAGAAAGUGACUCGGAAGAACAAUUUGAAUUUCGCCGAACUGGUCCGCCCUUUUUGCCGGCUCACGUCUGAAGGCCACAUGAGGGAUCCCAACAAUCAGGUCCAGGUCAUCAAAAAUUUGAAGAUUAGUGUCACAAAUAUUGUUACACAAGCACCUCAGCCUGCUGCCAUUCGAAAAGUGCUUAAUGAAGUUGUCUUAUUGUGCCAACCCGCAGAAGGUCUUGUAGCCAAUGUGAUUACAGCAGGAGAUUAUGAUCUCAAUAUAAGUGAUCGCUCAGUUAAAGCUAGUGUUCCUUGGUACAAUAGUUGGAAAGAAACACUGACGCAGCUGAACACUUCAAGGUUCUUUACAGCAACCACACCAUGGUUUGAAGCCUACAGAGAAAGCUUCUUUCAGUCUAUGCAAGCAUCAGAGCAUGAAUUUCUUAACCACUACUUGGCUUGCAUGCUUGUAGUUUCAUCUCAUGAAGCACAGCCAUUGGAUCAGUUCCUAAAGCUUUCUCAGGAACAGAACCGCAUUCAGCACAGCAGUGAUUAUGCCUAUCCAAAGUGGUUUAUUCCAAAUACUCUCAAAUACUAUGUGCUGAUACAUGACAUCAGUGAAGAAAAUGAACAAAGGGCUGAUUCUGUUUAUGAGGAGAUGAAGCAAAGAUAUGGAACUCAGGGUUGUUACUUACUUAAAAUUAAUUCUCGAACUUCAUCUGUUGGGUCAGAUGAGCAGAUUCCUGACCCUUGGAGUCAGUAUUUACAGAAAACUGUCUUGCUUAAUCAGGAGCUCUAUGAAGAUGGGGUUGCUAUUGUGAACAGCAAGAAUGCAGAAAACAGUGUCAAUGCACAAGACCUUGACAUGCUUGACCUCUCUGUAAAAGCUGAUGGCAUUCCCAACAAUUUUAAGAUGCAUCCCCUGCAGCUUGACCAUCCCAGUGAUCCGGGUGGAAAUAUCGACACCUUAAAGUCCAACAUGCAUAUACCUGAUGGAAAAAAAACAAAUACCUCCACAAGUCAUGGUGCUUGUUUAACACUUAGUGAUCAUGAUCGGAUACGGCAGUUCAUUAAUGAAUUCACGUUCAGGGGACUGCUUCCGCAUAUUGAAAAGACCAUCCGGCAGCUUAAUGAUCAGCUUGUAUCCCGGAAAGGAAUAAGCAGAUCAUUGCUUUCAGCAACCAAAAAGUGGUUUAGUGGUGGAAAAGUCCCGGAAAAAAGCAUAAAUGAAUUGAAAAACACAGCAGGCCUGUUAUAUCCUCCAGAGGCUCCAGAGCUACAAAUUAGAAAAAUGGCAGAUUUGUGCUUCUUGGUGCAGCAUUAUGAUUUGGCAUAUAGUUACUACCAUACAGCUAAGAAGGACUUCCUAAAUGAUCAAGCACUGCUUUAUGCAGCUGGCGCUUUGGAAAUGGCAGCCGUAUCAGCCUUUUUGCAAUUUGGAGCUCCUCGACCGUACCCAGCUCAUUAUAUGGACACUGCGAUUCAGACCUACAGAGAUGAAUGCAGGAAUAUGGUGCUAGCCGAAAGGUGUGCUUUGCUGAGUGCAGAAAUACUAAAAAGCCAGUCCAAAUAUUCUGAAGCUGCUACACUUUUGAUUCGGAUGACUGGUGAGGAUUCAGACCUACGAAGUGCCCUUUUACUGGAACAAGCUGCCCAUUGUUUCAUCAAUAUGAGAAGUCCAAUGGUUCGCAAGUUUGCAUUUCACAUGAUCCUGGCUGGACACAGGUUUAGUAAAGCUGGGCAGAAAAGACAUGCCUUACGCUGCUACUGCCAAGCAAUGCAAGUAUAUAAAGGAAAAGGUUGGACGCUUGCAGAAGAUCAUAUCAAUUUUACCAUCGGCCGUCAGUCAUUUACACUAAGGCAACUGGACAAUGCAGUUUCAGCCUUUAGGCACAUAUUAAUUAAUGACAGCAAACAAACAGCUGCUCAGCAAGGAGCUUUUUUGAGAGAAUACCUUUAUGUGUACAAGAAUGUAAACCAGUUGUCACCAGAUGGACCUCUUCCACAACUUCCACUUCCUUGUAUACAGAGUUCACAAACUAGAAUAUUCUUUGGGCAUGAUCGGCGACUGGCCGAAGGGGAAAAACAGGCAGCAACACAUGUUAGCUUGGACCAGGAAUUUGAUCGCGAAUUGUCACAACAGUGGAAAGACCUUGAAGAAAAGGUUGUAGCUGUUGCUAAUAAAGGAGUAAUUCCACUCAAUUUCCAACCUGCACAGUACUGCCUAAACAGUCAAACAGACAACCAGAGGUUCCCUUUGGCAGUUGUUGAAGAGCCAAUCAUUGUUGAAGUAAUCUUUAAAAACCCAUUAAAGGUUCCACUUCUUUUAACUGAUCUGUCAUUACUAUGGAAGUUUCACCAAAAAAAUUUCAAUCUGUCUCAUAGUGGGAAAGAAUAUGAACCAAUAAGCAAUGAAAAGGAUGCACAUUUGAAGGAGUUGCAGGGGACAUUCAAAAGUGAAGUCAUGGGCACAGAGGUUAUACCAGAGUUCUACAUGAACAGUGAAGAAACGAAAGUGGCACGCUUAAAGCUCUAUCCUCAUCAGACUGGAGACUUGCAUAUACUUGGUGUUGUUUAUAAUUUGGGCACUGUCACAUCAGUAAAUUCUAUAGAUGGAAUGGACCCUUCAUCGGGGGUUAAAAUGGAAGCAAGUCUGGUUAGCAAUGGCAUGUCUGUUCGUGGUCACCAAGAUUUGGAAAUUCAAGGGCCUCGUCUAAAUAACACUAAGGAAGAGAAGACAUCAGUGAAGCAUGGACCUGAUCGGCGGUUAGAUCCUAUUAUUACACCACCGAUGCCAUUGCUGGAGGUAUUCUUUAUUAAUUUCCCUACUGGACUGUUGUGUGGCGAGAUAAGGAAAGCCUAUGUAGAGUUUGUUAAUGUAAGCAAGGUUCCUCUUACUGGACUGAAGGUUGUAUCAACUCAUCCAGAGUUUUUCACAUUUGGAAGCAAUACAGCAGCACUGACACCACUAAGUCCCACUGCAUCAGAAAACUGCAGUGCAUACAAAACUGUUGUCACAGACAUGUCUUCGGCGUGUAAGGCACUGACUUCUCUUGUGUCACCACAAGACUUUGGAGUAGGUUCUGAGAACUUGCCACAUGGAGUUAUUGACAUUCCUUUGCCCGACUCAGUAUUAAUACCAGGAGCUUCCAUUCAGUUGCCCUUAUGGCUAAGGGGUCCUGAUAAAGAAGGUGUUCAUGAGAUUAAUUUCUUAUUCUAUUAUGAAAACACAGAGAAAAUUUCCAAGAUGAGCCAUAGAGUUCUGAGGCACACUGCAGUGAUUUGUACCAAUCGAUCUCUGAGUGUGAAGGCUGCUGCUUGCCGAAGUAAUGUUUUUCAAGGUGAAAAUGAUGGAAGAAACAGCAGUAUGCUAGUUUUUGUGGAUAUAGAAAACAUUAAUACGAAUGAAGCAGGAGUACGUGAAUUUCACAUUGUCCAGGUGUCCAGUAUUAGCAAACAUUGGAAACUACAGAAAUGUAUAAACCCCUCUGAAGAGAAGGAUACAAAACUCACAAGUCGAGAAAGAGGAAAGCUAUGCUUCAGAGCAACUACAUACAACAGCAGCCAAGUCACCUCUGGUACAUCAGAGAAAUAUACAUUUUCAGAUAUCAUUUUAGGUAAUGAGCAGAUCAUCAGCUCAACUACUCCAUGUGCAGAUUUUUUUUUCAGAAGCUCUCACUUUUCACAGUCAAGGACAACCUGCCUGAAUACAGCCUCAGCCGUACCAAGAUUACAAGCUGACAAUGUGACCAAGCUUAUCCAGCAGUGUAAUGAAGUUAAUUUGAGCAUUAUUGUCUUGUGGAAAGCUUAUGUCGUUGAAGAUAACAAACAACUUAUCUUGGAAGGUCAGCUCCAUGUCAAUCUCCAGGCAAUUGGAAAAGAAGCUUGCUCAGUAUAUCAAAAACAGGAAGCGCAGGAAAUGGUUUUGUUGAAGUUCAUCCGACCAGAAAUACCACCUCUGCCAGCAAGACCAUCAGUAGAGCAACUUUCUUGCCUAAUCAAAACCAGUCUUCAUUACCCAGAGUCUUACGAUCAUCAUUUUCUACAAAAGAGUCUGUGUGUGGUUCCUGUAACUCUUAUGCUUACAAACUGUUCUCAUGGUGAAGUUGAUGUGAUAAUUGAUUUGCGUCACAAAUCCACAAGCCCUGAAGCUCUAGAGGUCCAUGGUUCUUUCACUUGGCUUGGACAGACUCAAUACAAACUUCAGCUUAAAGCUCAGGAAAUUCACAAACUUCAGCUCAAAGCCUGCUUCAUCCAUGCAGGAGUGUAUAAUCUGGGAACACCCCGAGUGUUUGCCAGACUGACUGACCAAGGCUCCAUGUGUGAGACUAGCCAGCAGAACUCUAUGCCAGCAUUGAUCAUCGUUAAUAGCAUUUAAACUUGACAAGAUACUGGAAACGACAAAACUUUUGUACUGCUAAAUAAUUCCUGCAACAGAUAUACUUGUAAAAAUAAUAGAACUUAAAUAAACAUAGCUAUUUUAUUGUCUAUAAUAUCAAGCACUAUGGACUUAAGUGUAUAUGUAAAAUUUUUCUUAAAUAUUUAUCUCAUCUCUACUUAAGUUGACAUUUUUAAAAAAAAAAAGGUUUGGAAAUGUGCAACAAUUGCAGUUUUUCUGCCACGAAAAAAUGUUGUGCACUAAUUCUUAAAUUUAUAGAGGUUUGGUUGUGGUUUAGGAAUUAAAAUGUAAAUGUGACACUUGUCUGCCUGAAGAGUUAGCACAGGACUGCGGUGUCGUCGAGGACAGAAAGCAUAUGUUGUGCAUGAGCUGAGUUGCUCUUUGCAAAUGUGACCAUUAAAGCAGCACUGCUGUAUUUCCGUUGUUGCAUAUUGUUUUAUCCUGUACUCAGAUUUAUGGGGGAGUGGUUGCUGUGAUCAACCAGCCCUGCAUUUUUAACAACCAUAUCAGAAAAUACAUCUGCUAGGAAGAACCAGCCUGAAGUUCCUCCUUAAGGUUUUACUUUUCUUUUGAAUUCACAAGCACAGAAUUUUAAUUCUCUAAACAAAUUAUUUACUAUCCUGUGUAAUUAUAACAUUUCAUUUACUUUGCUGUUAUUUAAAUGUACCUACAUAAAUUUGAAUUGAUGCUUUUCAGAAGAGGAUGUAUUAUAUUUAUAACAAAUGUGCUGUAAAUAGAAUAAAAAAUAA
Polypterus senegalus (gray bichir) is the source of this 5353-nucleotide messenger RNA. It is a transcript of the gene trappc8, whose product is annotated as trafficking protein particle complex subunit 8. The record is from RefSeq and is a predicted model, not a curated record. Gene Ontology annotation, cellular component: cytoplasmic vesicle; TRAPPIII protein complex; phagophore assembly site. Lineage: Eukaryota; Metazoa; Chordata; Cladistia; Polypteriformes; Polypteridae. The coding region runs from base 141 to 4583 and encodes 1480 amino acids. Gene Ontology annotation, biological process: protein localization to phagophore assembly site; endoplasmic reticulum to Golgi vesicle-mediated transport. Gene Ontology annotation, molecular function: protein binding. The transcript is spliced from 30 exons.